AAAAAAAAAAAAAAAANGAAUUCCGAUGGACGUUAAGUCAACAAAAUCCUCGCCGGUUCUCACGGACCCUGCCUCGCUGAACAAAUCGAGGCUGGGGAUUCGUUCGGGCCUCCUGCCUUGCUCACAAUCAAGCGGGCCCACUUUCCCUAAAAGCAUUCCCACUGUUCCAAGAAAAAAGCCCGUAAAACUCGGUGAUGUUCGAUACAACGGCUGGUUGGACUCCAUGAAAUCAUCUUCUCCUCCUCGCAAGAAGAUCCUCAAGGAUUUCAACGGUGCUGAGUUCGUCUCUGAUGAUGCUGAAAUUGCUUAUCUCUCUUGGAAGAUUAAGUAUCCAUCGGCCCUCGAUUCUUUUCAGACGAUUGUAGAUCGUGCGAAGAAUAGAAAGUUGGUCGUGUUCUUGGAUUAUGACGGCACGCUUUCGCCGAUCGUGGAUGACCCUGAUCGAGCUUUUAUGUCUGAUGUCAUGCGAUCUGUUGUAAGGAGUGUCGCGAAAAAUUUUCCGACCGCCAUCAUCAGUGGGCGAAGUCGAGAUAAGGUUUAUGAAUUGGUAGGGCUUAGUGAACUCUAUUAUGCCGGCAGUCAUGGAAUGGACAUCAUUUUCCCGGCCAAAGACUCGGUUAAUCCAAAAAACCAUCAAAAUUGUGUGAAAUCUUCCGAUCCCAAGGGAAAGGAGGUUAAUUUAUUCCAGCCGGCCAGUGAAUUUAUACCUAUGAUCGACGAGGUUUUCAGAAAGUUUGUUGAUAUUGCGAAAGACAUAGAAGGCUCGAAAGUUGAGAACCAUAAGUUUUGUGUCUCUGUACAUUACCGCAAUGUAGAGGAGAAUGUUUUGGAGGUUCGUCCGGUGAUUGACUGGGACAAGGGGAAGGCAGUUAAGUUUCUUCUAGAGUCUCUAGGAUUUAGCAACCGUAAUGAUGUUCUCCCAAUUUAUAUUGGGGAUGACAGAACAGACGAAGAUGCAUUCAAGGUGCUGAGGAAGAAAAAUCGUGGCUAUGGUGUCCUUGUAUCAGCUGUUCCGAAGGAGAGCAGCGCAUCUUUUUCUCUUAAGGAUACUUCAGAGGUUCAAGAUUUCCUGGAAGCACUUGUGAAAAUGGCAGAAAAGGAUGUUAACACAGAUGAAGCAAAUGCAGAUAAUACAGACUAAUUUGAUGAUAAAUUGUAGGUUUUUUUCUUAAGUGUUUUAUGUCUUUUAUCUUUGGAUUUUGUUUUGGCAGUUUGUUGCCCAAGUAAUUUUUAUUUCCAGUACUGUAGAUUAUUAUAUGCUUUUGCCUCAAGUUUUUGUUGAUGGUGGUAUAUGAGGCACAACCUCUUUUAAACAACUGUGUGAAAAUGAUUCUGAUAUUUUUCUUUUGAAGCAAAAAUACACCAUCAUUUUCUAGAAUUAAAGUCAGAUGAUA
This is a messenger RNA of Striga asiatica, 1394 nucleotides long. NCBI's taxonomy places the organism in Eukaryota, Viridiplantae, Streptophyta, Magnoliopsida, Lamiales, Orobanchaceae. The record is from the annotation of a GenBank genome assembly.